Messenger RNA from Theobroma umbraticum, 954 nucleotides. RefSeq lists its product as uncharacterized. The record is from RefSeq and is a predicted model, not a curated record. NCBI's taxonomy places the organism in Eukaryota, Viridiplantae, Streptophyta, Magnoliopsida, Malvales, Malvaceae.
CACUUCCCGCUUUCAAGCCCUAACAUCCAGAGCAAUUACUUCUUUUUUUGAAGAGAUCCAGAGCAAUUACAAGCAAAUAUCUUCUUUACACAACAGUGCUUUCUUCACGUUCUGCCGCUUGAACUCAAGUAUUAAAGCGAACUAAGAACUUCCAACUUCAACUUCCACAUGGGAAACUGCACCUCUAGCUGCUUCAUUCAGGAUUCAGGCCGUAAGAAUAUAGCAAAGGUAAUUGAUUCUCGAGGGAACUUGAGGAAAGUCAAGCUCCCAGCAAAGGCAGCGGAGCUCAUGCUCGAGGAACCUGGUCACAUCAUCUCUUCCGUGGAAGAGCUCAAACAAACUCGCCGUGUGGCUGCUAUGCGAGCCGACUAUGAACUUUUGGCUGGUAAAGUUUACGUUUUGGUUCCUAUAGGGAGAGUUCAUUGCAAAGUUACGGAUGCGGAUAUGGCAAUUAUAGAAGCGGUUUGUAAUGGAAAGAGAAGUAGAAAAAGUGGUGCUAAGGUUUCGCCAACUGUGACGGAGGGGUUGAGAGAGGAGGAAGAGAGUGAUGUUAAGGUUUUGGGAAAGAAGUGUAUGAAGGGGAUUCCCGGCUACCGAUUGGGGAAUCACAGGCCGUGGACUCCUGUAUUGGAACCAAUUUCUGAAGUGCUCUGAGGAGAAGUCUUUCUCUUUUCUUUUUCUUGGGAUUGGCUUCCAUCAGGGUGGGGAUUUCCCAAAUUGAAAUUGGGAGAUCUACAACUAGAAGUAGGAAGGCUAGUACACUUGAACAUAUGAUCUGUGGUAAAAAAAAACUAGAAAUGUAACAUCAAUUCUUUCGUUCUUUCAUGCAAGUAGAGAUCAAUGAGUGUAUAUUUCCUAGUUAUAAACAUGGGUAGCGACCUCAAAUUAGAGUAACGACUGCUCAAACAGUUUCCCCUAAUAAAGUAAAUCUAGAAGCGUAGAACUGUUGUUCAA